Molecule: messenger RNA, 855 nt
Organism: Symbiodinium sp. CCMP2592
Lineage: Eukaryota; Dinophyceae; Suessiales; Symbiodiniaceae
Source: the annotation of a GenBank genome assembly
AUGGUGCUGAUUCCCAAGAAGUCCCGCCGGGCCAUUCUGGAGCACCUCUUCAAGGAAGGUGUCAUGGUUGUGAAGAAAGACUACCAGGCGUGCAAGCACAACGAGCUGGAAGACAUCCCCAACCUUCAUGUCAUGAUGGUGCUGCGAUCGCUGGCUUCCCGCAACUACCUGUCGGAGAUCUACAGCUGGCAGUGGCAUUACUACACCCUCACGAACGAGGGCAUCGAGUACCUCCGGGAGGUGCUUCACCUCCCUCAGCAGGUGUUCCCACAGACCCUGACCAAGCAGCGCCCCACCCGACCUGCAUUGGCUGGUGGCGACUCCUCCGAGGGAAAGGGCAAGGGCAAGGGCAAGGGCUGGAACCGCGACCGCGAGGAGGACGGCAAUAUCUCUGAAGCGACGCGACGCGCGGUGGCAAAACGAAUUGAGCUCAACUUAGAAGGGCUGGACAUUGAGCGGAUUGACGUCAUGGUGUUGAUUCCCAAGAAGUCCCGCCGGGCCAUUCUGGAGCACCUCUUCAAGGAAGGUGUCAUGGUUGUGAAGAAAGACUACCAGGCGUGCAAGCACAACGAGCUGGAAGACAUCCCCAACCUUCAUGUCAUGAUGGUGCUGCGAUCGCUGGCUUCCCGCAACUACCUGUCGGAGAUCUACAGCUGGCAGUGGCAUUACUACACCCUCACGAACGAGGGCAUCGAGUACCUCCGUGAGGUGCUUCACCUCCCUCAGCAGGUGUUCCCACAGACCCUGACCAAGCAGCGCCCCACCCGACCUGCAUUGGCUGGUGGCGACUCCUCCGAGGGAAAGGGCAAGGGCAAGGGCAAGGGCUGGAACCGCGACCGCGAGGAGGAGGGCUAA